This is a messenger RNA of Daldinia caldariorum, 2698 nucleotides long. RefSeq lists its product as uncharacterized. The coding region runs from base 570 to 2597 and encodes 675 amino acids. The transcript has 5 exons. The record is from RefSeq and is a predicted model, not a curated record. NCBI's taxonomy places the organism in Eukaryota, Fungi, Ascomycota, Sordariomycetes, Xylariales, Hypoxylaceae.
CCUGAGUCUUCAUAACACAUCACAAAGACUUCAAAGACCUGACACACGUUCGACCUCUGUCACUUAGCAACGGUAUUAAAUUCUCAACUGAGCUCACCUUAGUUGGAGAUUCGAACGGUCCGAGAAAGCAAACUGGUCGCGGGCUUGAUAUCCCUCACCAGAUUUCUCUGCUUUUAACAUAGUCAAUUUGUCCCUGUCUAUGCCGUCAUCGCCGACUUCCCACGCACCUUGUGAAAAGUGUCAAGCAGGUCGGGUCUUCUGGUAGGGCACGGUAUCAGCGUGUCUGAGACGGUGUGGGAAAGAAAAGGAAAACAAUUCAAGAUUGCUGGCUGUUACAACUGUACCGACCUUGGACCUUGGUGAUCUUACUUAUACCCGCCUCUAGAGGGGAUCAGCCCUGGUUAUCUAGUUCACCGGCCCCUCCGUCUAUUGUCUGGUUCUCAUCCGUCCCACUCUCUCCACCAAGAGACGUCAAAGCAAGCCAUACGUCUAUAAUCAUCGUAGGAUAUAGGAUCGGGAGUGACAGGCUCUCAAACUAAGGCCGCCACUGUCCCAAGGAAACAUAUAGCAUGGAUCCUUCGACAAUGGAUUUCAUGAUGCAUCCCCCGGAGCAUAUUGGCCCGUCCUCAUCAUCGGCGAACGUUGAUCACGCAGCUCGUUCUGCAUGCCCGGCUUUACGGGCUGCAGUGGCGGCGGCAGCUGUUGCUGAGCAUAGUCAACAUCCACCGGCGAUGUUCCCAUCUCGGCCUCCCAAUUACUACUUUGACCCGGUGCAUAAUAAUGCUCACUUCUGGCAAACUCUACCCCCACCACAUGCCCGAUGGACCUCGGAUCCGCCCUUUCAACAUUCUCCACCCAUUUUACCACUGACCACUGGCCAAAUGAAUCAGCCUCCAUAUCAAUCAAACGGGCCCAACUUAUACAACUCACAUAGUAACCCACCUCAAUUUCGCAACCGGGCACCAUUGCUCAGUUUACAGCGGAUUGGAGGCACGGCUCCUAUUCAACACAGUCAGGGAAGUUACUCAGGCUCUAAUCAAAGUCAGCCCCAGGCUGGAAUUACGGGUGAAACGGGUCCUGGUGCCUCAGUGCAUGGCCCGAGGACAAACUUGCCAUCCCUCGCCUCUAUGCCUGCUACAAGUACAAGCCAAAACUUGCAAACAACAUUUCCACAAACCUCACACCCCACUCAACCGCCGAGCCAGCACAACCCUACUCUCGCCCGCCGUAGUACCUCAUCGCCUUUUACAACUUCCGACGCGACUACUACUCCUUCUAGUGGACAGACCGAUUUCGGAUCCUCCAAUUCUUCUAAUUCAUCUUCGUCUUCGCCGCCCCGACGAGCCCCCGGCGGUCCUCGAACCGGCGAUAUGUCUAACGAACCAACAAGCUCCGAGCCACAACGGGUCAGCGCGACACGAAGCAGACGAGCUGUCCCGCGGUUGCCUUCUGAAUCGGGUUGGUCUAGUGACGACGACUCGGAACCGGAUGCAGCUGCAUUGUCGUUUUUGGAGGCCGCCGUGAACAACGCACCCGGCUUGGAUAAUGUACCCGAUGGACGGAUGAGAGCGCACCAACUUAUUAGGGGGGCCAUGUCGUCGAACAAGAGGGUCGCCUCUAAGAAGGCUAUCACCUCGCUAGAGAGUGUGGCAAUCCCCAGCCUACCGGAAAAUGAGAGAACAUGCGUGAUCUGCUAUAACGACUAUGGAGUUGAGACUCCCGAAGGCAUUAGUGAAAACCCGCUGCGACUGCCCAAAUGCAAGCAUGUCUUCGGAGAUCAUUGCAUUAAGAAAUGGUUUGAAGAAUCAGACAGCUGUCCGUACUGCAGAGACAAGGUUCCGUCGGAGCCUCAAUACCGAAAUGCGAUGCAUGCUCAUAAUGUGUAUCGAUUCCUACGCCAACACCACCAGGUGGCAAUGCAGAUGCAAAUGCGGAACGCUCGAGAGCAUGAACGUAGCGACUCGGAUCCGCUCAGACAACCUGCUGACGCCAUGUUAGGUGGUCUACCAGCUUUAGCUUCGAGCACCUUUCAGGAACUCGACCAUACUUCACUAAAUGGCGCUUCGGCAAGGAGACAAGAUAAUCAGUCUACGUACACUUCCCGAACACCAGCUUGGCACGGCAACUUUGGAGAUCGUCAUUCUCCGCUUCCGUUCAACGAGGCCGGCGACAGACGUAGAGUGCGUCCUCGCCAUGGAAGCCUAAGAGGAUUUCCUUCUGGACGAACGCAUUUUUCGCCAACCAGUGCCGUUCCAACUCCGCAAUAUCCUUGGCUUAACAGACCGACUACGAACCAUUCGCACAACCGUCAGCACUCUGCGUCCUCGGCGAACACAACUACCCGACCGACGUUUGAUGCCAAUGUUCACGCUUUCCACCUCCAGCCGCCUAUGGGAGGAGCACCACCGCCCGAGCCUUACCUGAAUCCAUUAAAUAUUCCGGGCUCAGGUAGCAAUGGGGAAGGUUACCCUAUGCUGCCCCAUAUGCGCUCACAGCACAUCUCGCCCCUAUCCCCGACAUACGCAGGCCCAGAAGUCUACAUGUCUAAUGCUGAUGAGUCCAUCUAUGGAGGGGCUAUUUCCCAUCAGCAGUCAUAGGGAAACACGUUCUUGGGAAACCCGUACCUAUAUCUUCCUUCUGAAUUUCAAUCUCAUUAUUACGAACCAGACGGAAACGUAUGGCAGCACCCAAUGAUUUA